This is a messenger RNA of Brassica oleracea var. oleracea, 856 nucleotides long. RefSeq names its product cytokinin riboside 5'-monophosphate phosphoribohydrolase LOG8-like. The record is from RefSeq and is a predicted model, not a curated record. The transcript has 7 exons. NCBI's taxonomy places the organism in Eukaryota, Viridiplantae, Streptophyta, Magnoliopsida, Brassicales, Brassicaceae. The coding region runs from base 8 to 658 and encodes 216 amino acids. Gene Ontology annotation, biological process: cytokinin biosynthetic process. Gene Ontology annotation, cellular component: nucleus; cytosol. Gene Ontology annotation, molecular function: hydrolase activity, hydrolyzing N-glycosyl compounds.
UCCAUUAAUGGAGGAGAACCAGAGAAGCAGGUUCAAAAAAGUUUGUGUCUUUUGCGGAAGCCACUCUGGUAAUAGAGAAGUCUUCAGUGAUGCUGCCAUCGAACUCGGCAAUGAACUCGUGAAGAGGAAGAUAGACUUGGUUUAUGGAGGAGGAAGUGUUGGGUUGAUGGGUCUUAUAUCCAGGAGAGUCUAUGAAGGUGGUUUCCACGUUCUCGGGAUCAUUCCCAAAGCUUUGAUGCCAAUUGAGAUAUCUGGUGAGACAGUUGGAGAAGUAAGGGUUGUCGCUGACAUGCACGAACGCAAAGCUGCAAUGGCUCAAGAAUCUGAGGCCUUCAUUGCUCUCCCUGGAGGUUAUGGAACAAUGGAGGAGCUGCUGGAGAUGAUAACAUGGUCACAACUUGGUAUCCAUAAGAAGACGGUUGGUAUAUUGAAUACUGAUGGCUACUAUAACAACUUGCUUGCUUUAUUUGACACGGGCGUCCAAGAAGGUUUUAUCAAACCAGGGGCACGUAAUAUUGUGGUUUCUGCACCAACAGCCAAAGAGCUUAUGGAGAAGAUGGAGGAAUAUACUCCUUCACAUAAGCAUGUUGCAUCCCACGAAAGCUGGAAUGUUGAGGAACUUGGAGCUUACCCUGGACAACAAAGCAAGCAGCCAUAAAGAAGAAAAACAUUCUUAUUGAUUAGCAUAUAUGCUAUGCUACUUCAUUUUCAAGUUUAGUAUGAUUUUAUUUAAUCCACAAUGUGUAUAAGAAAACUCAAAAUCUUGUUGCAAUUUGAAACAUCACAUUAGGGUCCCAAAUAGUUAAGUUUGGUUUUUUUGGGAUGCUUUCUCUAUAAAGAAGAAACUCAAUCUUUA